Molecule: messenger RNA, 1914 nt
Organism: Zasmidium cellare ATCC 36951
Lineage: Eukaryota; Fungi; Ascomycota; Dothideomycetes; Mycosphaerellales; Mycosphaerellaceae
Exons: 2
Coding region: 1-1914 (637 amino acids)
Cellular component (GO): cytosol
Molecular function (GO): acetoacetate-CoA ligase activity
Source: RefSeq, a predicted model, not a curated record
AUGCCUCCCAGAAUCCUCGAACCGGAUCCAGAAUUCAUCGAGAAGAGCUAUCUAACAGUAUACCGUCGUUACAUCAAUAAAAACUAUGGACUAUCGCUACAAUCCUACUACGAUCUACACGAAUGGUCGAUAACCAAACGUAACGACUUCUGGAUGUCGUUAUGGAAUUACCUCCCGAUAAAAGCCUCGUCUCAACCUCGACGUGCAGCCGAUGAGAGUCUCCAUAUCGACGACAUUCCCGAAUUCUACGAGGGAUCAAGACUAAACUAUGCCGAGAAUAUCCUUUCCAGGACUGGAUCUGGAAUUGCUGUCAAAGCAUUCAACGAAGAGAACUUGAAUUGUCCCGAAGAGCUGUCUUGGGAUCAACUUCGCGAGAGAGUGAGGGUCUUCGUUGACGCGCUGAAGUCCUCGGGGAUCGCAAAGGGAGAUGUGAUAUGUGUUGUUGGGGGCAGCACAGUAACCUCGCUAGCUCUCGUCAUAUCUGCAGCGGCGAUUGGAGCCAUUGUCGCAUGCUUCACCACCGACGCUGGAGAAAGGGUUCUCCUGGAGCGAAUCGGCCAGAUACGCCCGAAGGUCCUGUUUGCGGUACCGGAUUAUCGAUAUAAUGGGAAGCUACAUGAUAUCACGUCUAGAAUUCAGAUGGUAUGGGAUACGAUAGAACCUGCUGCUGGCUCUGAGCUCGUUAGCACUGGGAAGCAUACGCCUCCAGGAUGGACGUCGCUGGACAAGUACUGCAGUAGGGGAACUGGUAGGCCACUGGAGUUCGAGCAGGUUCCGUUCCAUACACCGUACGUGAUCUUGUUCUCGUCCGGCACGACAGGGACGCCUAAAGGCAUUGUGCACUCACAGGGUGGACUGCUCGUCAACGGCUUGAAAGAGCAUCGCUUACACUACAACCACGACGAACAUGCCGUCCACUAUCACUACGCAGGUAUCGGCUGGACCUUGUGGAACAUCAUGAUCGGUGCUCUUUUCUGUGGAAGCCAGAUUGUCCUCUACGACGGCUCACCUUUCUACCCGUCACCAGAAAAGCAACUCGCCGCCGUGAUGGCGACAGGAGUUACAUCUUUCGGCGCAGGACCGCGCUACUUCACCGAGUUGAUGAAGGCAAACGUCAAUCCCAGACCAUAUGUCGGCAAAGUGGACAAGAUCCCCAGCGCAGGCGCCCUUCUAACAGAACAGCAAUCAAUAUGGAUACGAGACAACUUCGGCGCUCACGUUUGCCAAAUCUCCACGUCAGGAGGCACAGAGCUCUGCGGCAACUUCAUCCACGGAACCCAGACACUCCCCGUCUACGCCGGCGAAAACGCCGUGAAGAAUCUCGGAAUGGACGUGGAUGUCUUCGGUCCAGACGGCAGACGCGUGCCUGAAGGCGAGAGCGGCGAACUCGUCUGCAAGAAACCUUUUCCUAAUAUGCCCGUUUGCUUUUGGAAUGAUUCUGGUCGGAAGAAGUACAGAGCUGCCUACUUCGAGAAGUUCCCGCAUGUCUGGACGCAUGGCGAUUUCAUGCGGAUCAAUCCAGAGACCAAAGGGCUGACGAUUCUGGGGCGGAAGGUUGCGGAUGCGAUUUGCGUUGGACAGCAGAGGGAGCAAGAUCCAAGCGAGAGGUUGUUCCUGUUCUUGCUCCUCAAGGAUGGGAAGUCACUCACGAAAGAGUUGGAGGACCGAAUCAAAAGCGCGACCCAAAGAGACCUGAGUCGAAGGCACGUUCCACAAUUCUUCUUUGCGGUCGAACAAAUCCCGUAUAAUGUCAACGGCAAGAAGCUGGAGAUUCCAUUGCGAGCGGUCUUGUCGGAGGGCGCGAAAGCAUUCGAAUGGAGGAAGUUCACUGCUGAGGAAAGACAGGCGUUGGAGAGGUAUCUACCUUACUUCGAGGUCGAGAAGAUCGGCGGCGGCUUUAAGGCGAAGCUUUGA